CUUUGCACUUUGGCACACACAGACACCGCCUCCUCAUCAGCACACCCACAAUAGAAACUGCACUCUGCUCCAGUGAGUUUGCCCUCCCAGUCCUACACCUGUGGAGAGCCAUCUCUAGACCAAAGGUUUAUACUGUGGUUUCUAACACUUCCAUUCUGGUCCAUUGGUUUAUCCACACAGAGGCAAUGAUGGCUCUUCACUACAUAGAGAUCUUCCUGGGCAUCCUGGGCUUUGGUCUCUCCAUCAUGUUCUGCACCACCUUCUGCAGGGCGUGCAGUCGCUUAAGGGAGGAGCAAAUAGAGAGGGAGGUGUGGAGACGCAGCGAGCAGGAUGGGCGCCCGCCAUCUAUAUAUUUCAUCCCCUUCCCUCGAAGCACAUCACAGGACAGUGAAGACUUCAGGGUGCCACGACACAGUCAGGAGCUCCACGCACCUCCAAGAUACAGCACCACUGCCUACUCUGGACCCCCACCUCCCUAUAAUGAGCUGGGAUGUAAACCUGAUGAUCUUCCCCCUGCUUACACAGAAUGUAAUGUUCCUGUGUAUCCAAUAACACCCCAGCAUCACACAGACAUGGUACAAUCGGAGACUGUGUCGCAACCAUAAGCCAGGACCUUCACACUUUGUCUGUGUUGAGGUUAUGGACACUUUUGAUUACUGCACUGAAUCAUGGACUUGAGUGUGCUGGUAGCUGGAGUUUACAAUAUUUUAAAGAAAGGGUUUAUUUUAUUGUGGUAAUGAAUGGCACAGAAAUGAUGAAAGCUGGCACUAGGUUUAAAGCUUCAAUGCCACAAGUUUACGACACAUUGUCCACCCAAAAUAGAUACUGUGUGUAUCAUUUUCCUAAGUUGUGUUAUUACCUCUGUGAUAGAGGUUGUGUUUUUAGUCCAGUUUAUUUGCAUUCUGUCUGUUUUUUUAACAGGACAUUUCAAAAGCCAGGCAUUAGUGAAAUUUCAAGUAAAUUCAGGUGCAGAUUCAAAUCCAGUGGUGCCACCUUUUGGCUAUUUAUGAAGCACUUUGUUAUGGCUCAUGUAUCCUGAACCCCCCAGAUCCCUUUUUACCUCUGCCAAGGAGGAUAUGUUUUCACCCAUGCCUGUUUGUCAGUUUGUUUGAUUAGGAUUACACAAAAAGCACUAAACCAAUUUUCACUAGACUUGAUGGAGGGAUGGGGCAUGAGGCAGAGAGGAACCUAUUAAAUUUUGGUGCAGAUCUGGUUUAAGGGGCAGAUCCAGGAAUUCUUAAUUUUUGCUGACAGGUGGCAAAACAACCUGAUAAACUGAAAUGCCCACAGCUCAAUAUUCACUUAAUGGUGAUUCACAUGAUUUUGGGGCACAAUUCAUCCUUGUAUAAAACCCCAAUAUUCACAGAAUUUAUAUAUUUCCCACAUAUCAUGGCAAAUAUUAUCUACUCACCAUCACUGUCAGAUGCUGAUCCAGAUGCUGAUUACAACACAUUUUAUUUAGUCAAAUCAUAAGCUGAGAAGACUGUUCAGCCUUGGGAAUGUGCUAGGUAUGUGCUCUCUCAGUGUUUUGUAGUUAGAAUAGACAGAGACACAAAAGGUUGGAUUAUACAUUUCUUUCUACUCUCCUUCUCUUCUAUAUUAUUUUUCUUUUUGGUAAGACUGGGCCAACCCACUCUUAAAUACUGGAGUCACAUAGUAUUUAUUUGAAAGCUGAAAGGAGUAUUUUAAAGUCAGAGGCAUGCUGUUCAGUCUUUCCAAAAGGAUGUGACUGCAUGAAGUACUGAUACAAAAGUACUGAUUAAACAGCCUUCUCUGAACACAGAACAGCAGAGAACUUUCCUUUAACAGUGACUGUAAAGUAAAUAUGCAAAUGAUCAAAUAGAACAAACAAACAAACAAAAAAAAAAUGAUAUGAAUGAAUGGCUGGUCACAUUUUUUGUGUCACUCCAAUGAUAUAACUGUAAUAUCACCCAAAGAAAUAAUAGGCUAAAUAUAUACAUAUAUCUUUGUAUCUAUAUAUUUAAUUUGACAUCACAUUUCUGUGUAAAUAUAUAGUGUUCAUAAUGAUGAUAUUAUCAUAUGUGCAGAUCACAUACAUUUUUCACUAAACAAUACUGUAAAUACAGCACUAUACCUUAACUGUGAUAUGUAUCAGCAUUGAGGCACAAAACCCUUCCCUUGAGAGUUGAAUAAAAGUUGAUCUGUUUUGCAAA
This is a messenger RNA of Lates calcarifer (barramundi perch), 2174 nucleotides long. RefSeq lists its product as uncharacterized. NCBI's taxonomy places the organism in Eukaryota, Metazoa, Chordata, Actinopteri, Centropomidae. The record is from RefSeq and is a predicted model, not a curated record. The transcript is spliced from 4 exons. The coding region runs from base 186 to 605 and encodes 139 amino acids.